Messenger RNA from Mytilus californianus (California mussel), 13761 nucleotides. RefSeq names its product dynein beta chain, ciliary-like. Gene Ontology annotation, cellular component: dynein complex. The record is from RefSeq and is a predicted model, not a curated record. Bases 134 to 13519 code for a protein of 4461 amino acids. Gene Ontology annotation, biological process: microtubule-based movement. Lineage: Eukaryota; Metazoa; Mollusca; Bivalvia; Mytilida; Mytilidae. The transcript has 50 exons. Gene Ontology annotation, molecular function: ATP hydrolysis activity; dynein light intermediate chain binding; minus-end-directed microtubule motor activity.
UAGACUUGUUGUCACACUGAUUCGGUGUUGGGGUUGAAAAAAAAAUCUCUACCUGGGACAUAAUAUUUCCAGCUAGCUCUCUACUGGUUGUCACUCGAAUUAGAAGUGUGCAAUUCUAUAUAACGGUGCAGUUAUGGCAGAAGACAAUGAGAUCGAAGACGACAGAGUUUUAUUCAUUGCUACGUAUGUGAUCAAAACUUUUAAAUUUAGAUCGGACCGAUUUGAAAAGUUUUAUGCAUUGGAAGAAAAUAAGAGAAUCAUCAAUGAUUUUUUUGACAAGCCAACUGCAAAAUCACUCAUCUUUACAUUACCUGGUUCAUCACUUGUUGUUCAGUUAGAAUUUCCAGCAAAUCCAAAAGCAAAGUCUUGUUACUUUAUAAGGAGAUAUCAAGAACAAAUAACCAAGGAAACAGACUUGAACAAAGCUUUGAUUUAUGGGGAUUUAUCAUACUCCCCCCUUGAACAGCUUUCAGGACUAGUAAAUGAGGUACUGGUUCCUGUAUUGGGUAAUGAGAAGAAUCAUGGAUCCUGGCCACAUGUAGUUUCAACUGAUAUCAGUCAACAUGUGAAGAACACUAAGAGUGCUGUAUUUGUGGUUACUGGACAAGCCAAGGGGAAAACACUUCUUCCACUUCCUGUUGGAACUGAGCAGGUGGAAGAUGAACCCGCUGAAAGUAAUGAGAAGUUUGACAGAAACAUAGUCCAUGCCAUUGAGACUGUAGUUAUUGACUGGACCCAUCAGAUCAGGGAAGUCCUGAAGAAGGAUUCAGCCCAGCCUUUGCUAGAAGGUCUAAAUCCUACACCAUUUGUGGAGAUAGAAUUCUGGAAAAACAAGGCCACUAACUUGGAAUGCAUAUAUGAACAGCUGAGAGAUCCAAAAGUCAGGAAGAUGGCAGAACUAUUAGAAGUAGCACAGAGUAGUUACUUCCCUAUAUUUAAGGAGAUUUUCAGAGAUGUUGUUGCAGCUCUUGAAGAAACCCACGAUAUAAAUUUGUUUUUGAGACCCUUGAGACAUCACUUUGAGGACUAUGAACAGAAGGACUUUGAUGAGAGUGGACCAUUACUACCUCCAAUGAUGCACACUGUUUGUCUGACAUGGGUACAUUCUACCUACUACAGGUCGCCAGGCAGAAUUAUUGUUCUCCUACAGGAAAUCUCUAAUAUGCUUAUAAAUCAGGCAAGAACUUUCCUGGAUCCAUCUGACAUAUUCAAUGGUGAUAGUGAACCAGAAGACACCAAAGAUAAAGUACAGAAGGCUGUAAAUGUACUUAAAAUCUUCAAAGAAACCUAUGAAGACCACAAAGCCAAGCUACAUUCCUAUUUCUCAGGAGACCAGGAACCAGUUGAGUGGGAGUUUACUCCAAAACUAGUGUUUCCACGGUUUGACAAAUUUACUGCAAGAUUGGAAAUGAUAAUUGAAAUGUUUGGAACAAUUAGUGAAUUCAUGAAAUUAGAGAGAAUUGAAAGAGGUGGCAUAAAAGGUAAAGUGCUGAGUCAGCAGGUUCUUCAGCUGUUUGAAGAAUUCCAGACAGUAUUUCGUGAAUUCACCAGAAACACCUAUGACUGCUUAGAUCCAAUGAAUAUGGAGUUUGUUAGAGACUACAAGGCAUUUAAAGAGAAAGUGAAGGAUUUUGAUAGAAGAUUAGCAACCAUUAGUUGUCAUGCAUUUGAUGAUUGUGGCACCAUAGAAUCUGUCUUUAAGUUUCUUGCCAUUAUGGGUUCUCUUCUGGAUAGAGACCUUGUCAAGCUUGACAUCGACAACAGGUAUCCUCUAGUUGUUGAGAUGAUGCAUGAUGAACUUGAUACGGCCAAGAAAAUGUAUGACCAGCAGAUGGCUUUAAAACAAGAGGGCAAAUUAUUGCUGCACAAGAACAUGCCUAUGAUGUCUGGAAUGUUGCGUUGGUCUGCUGAAAUGUCUGCAAGAAUAUCUGGCCCAAUGACCGAUUUCAAACAAUUUGAGCACCCAUGCAUGUCAAGUAACAGAGCCAAGCUAGUGUUUACCAAAUAUGAAGAAAUGUGUGGACUUCUUAAGCAGUUGAACAAUGAAACAUACAAUGAAUGGAUUGGUGGAGUAGAUGAGAUCUGUGCCUUCAACCUAAAACAACCAUUGAUCACGAGAGACAGUGAGACAAACCUUGUCAAGGUGAACUUUGAUCCCAAGCUUACUGCAGUUCUCAGAGAGGUCAAAUAUCUAGAAGAUGAUGAAUCCAAGGAGAUUCCAAAAGCAGCCAAAAAUGUGUACCAACAUAACGACACCUUGUGGAAGUUCUCCACAAAUCUGGAUCUGACAGUGAGGCUCUACAAUAAAGUACGGACAAGUGUAUUGGAAGUAGAGUACCCACUCAUAGCUAAACAGUUAGAGGAUAUUGAUCAACAACUGCAGGAAGCUGAGAAAACUCUUAACUGGGAAAAUGAAGGAGUCUGGGAAUAUAUUCAGAAGACCAGGGACCAGGUAAUCGACUUAGAAUCCAGAGUUCAGAAGUCUAAAGACAACGUAGAAGAGAUAGAGAAGAUAAUGUCAACUUGGAGUAAACUUCCAUUAUUUGAGAGAAGUCCAGAGAAGAAUGAAACCCUUCUUUAUUUAGAAGACAGGAAAGAAAGAUUGGAGAAAAGAUACAAACAGAUUAAAGAUGUUGGGGCUAAACUUCAUGCUUUGUUGAAGGAAAAUCUAGACCAUUUUAAAGCUGACCCUAACUCAGAUAUGUGGAAGGCCUAUGUUGACUACCUGGAUGAAAUGGUUGUAGAUGGACUAUUCAACACAAUUCACUGCAGUGUCAAAUUUCUCCUAGACAAUACUGAUCCUAAAAAUGACAUUGGGCCAUUGUUUGAGUCACAGUUAGAACUUCUACAACCAGAAAUAAUCUACGUUCCGUCCCUUGACUUUGGAACUACAGAUGGCUAUUAUGAUUUGGUGGAUAGUAUCCUUGGGGAUAUUUUUAAGCAGUCUGCCUUGAUCCCUCGUCUAGCCACCCACUCUGGACAGGAACAUUACCAACAGGAUAUGGAAGAAAUGGAAGAACUAGCAGACAUGAAAAGUGAAAUGAUGGAUCGGGUCAACAUCAUUAUGAACAAGGGCAUGGAAUAUAGGAACUCAUUUGAUAAUUAUGCCUAUCUUUGGGUAGAUGACAGGAACGAGUUCAUGAGACAGUUCUUGCUCUAUGGCCAUGUUCUUACACCAGAGGAGAUUGAAUCAGGUGAUGAUGUGCCACAAAAACCACCAAAAUUGAUGCAAUUCAAAGAGCAGAUCGAUGCAUACGAAAAGAUAUAUGAUGCAGCUGAACAGAUACAUCAUACACAGAUCUUUGAGAAAUGGUUCAGGGUAAAUUCUAAGCCAUUUAAGCAGGCAUUACUGAACACCAUCAAGAGAUGGAGCUACAUGUUCAAACAACAUCUCAUUGAUCAUGUCAAUAACAGUUUGAAGGAGUUAUCAGACUUCAUUAUCAAAACUGAUGCAGGGUUAUUGAAGCCAGUGAAGAAUUACGAUGGGCUAGUAGAUUGUAUGGGAUACUUGUUGGCUGUGAAGGAAAGACAGUCAAGCACAGAUGAAAUGUUUGAACCUCUAAAACAAACCAUAGAACUGCUUAAAACUUACAAUCAGGAAAUGCCCGAGGAAGUCCAUUUACAGCUACAGGAACUGCCAGAGAAAUGGAACAACACAAAGAAGAUCUCCAUAACAGUGAAACAGGAAGUGGCACCAUUGCAGACGACAGAAGUAACCAACAUCAGACAGAAAUCAGCUACAUUUGAUGUAAAACAACAUAAAUUCAGGGAACAAUUUCGUACCAUUAAACCAUUUAGAUAUGACUGUGCUACACCCUAUGAGAUGAUUGCUAGGUACCAUGAAGAUAUUUCUGUAAUGGAGACUGAGAUGAGGGCCUUGUUAGAAGCGUCUAGCUUGUUUGAAGUGAAUGCACCAGAUUUCAAACAGUUGAAACAGUGUAGGAAGGAAAUAAAACUGCUUAAACAACUCUGGGAUUAUAUUGUCAUUGUACGCUGCAGCUUUGAUGAUUGGAAAACAACUCCUUGGAAAGAAAUCAAUGUAGAGCAAAUGGAAAUUGAUACUAAGAAACUUGCAAAGGAUAUCCGAGCUUUGGAUAAGGAGAUGAGAGCUUGGAAUGCUUAUGUUGGACUGGAGGAUAGUCUUAAAAAUAUGUUAACGUCACUCAAGGCUGUGAGUGAAUUGCAGAACCCAUCUAUCAGGGAACGUCACUGGAUGGAAUUGAUGAAUGAAACAAAGGUGAGAUUUGUUAUGGAUGAGAACACAACUCUCGCAGAUCUUCUCUCUCUCAACCUUCACAAGUAUGAAGAAGCUGUUCACGGUAUUGUAGAUAAGGCUUCCAAAGAAAUGAGCAUGGAGAAAGUUCUGAAUGAACUAGAUGUCACAUGGGCUGCAAUGGAGUUUCAGCAUGAACCACAUCCAAGAACAAAGAUCACUACUCUGAAGACAAGUGAAGAAUUGAUAGAGACUUUGGAAGAUAAUCAGGUGCAACUGCAAAAUAUGCUGUCAUCUAAGUACAUAGCACAUUUCUUGCACGAGGUGUCAACCUGGCAGAGGAAACUAUCAACAGCAGACCAGGUUAUAACUAUCUGGAUGGAGGUUCAAAGAACCUGGUCACAUUUAGAGAGUAUUUUCAUUGGUUCAGAGGAUAUUAGAAACCAGCUUCCUGAAGACAGCAAAAGAUUUGAUGGAAUUGAUAAUGAUUUCAAGGAACUUGUAUCAGAAAUUGAGAAAACAAAGAAUGUGGUUGCUGCUACUAAUCAGCAGAAUUUAUAUGAAAGAUUGGAAGCUAUCCAAGGGCAGUUAACUCUGUGUGAGAAGGCUUUGGCAGAGUAUUUAGAGACCAAGAGAUUAGCAUUCCCUCGCUUUUAUUUUGUAUCAUCUGCCGAUUUGUUGGAUAUUUUAUCCAAUGGAAAUAAUCCUCCCCUGGUGUGUCGACAUUUAACUAAGUUUUUUGACAGUAUGGCUAAGCUCAAGUUUGCUACAGACUCCAAAGACAAUCCACUUAAAUCUGGGUUGGCCAUGUGGAGCAAAGAUGGAGAAUAUGUAGACUUAAAAGAACCAUGUGAUCUGAAUGGACAGGUUGAAAUUUGGUUAAAUAGGCUACUAAUAGCUAUGCAAAACACCAUAAGACAUCAGUUAAUUGAAGCUGUCACUACGUAUGAAGAAAAGCCAAGAGAUGUUUGGCUGUUUGACUUCCCUGCACAGAUGGCAUUAUGUGGCACACAGAUUUGGUGGACUACAGAGGUUAAUAUUGCCUUUGGCAGACUAGAGGAAGGCUAUGAAAAUGGACUAAAAGAUUACAAUAAAAAACAGAUUACACAGCUGAAUAGUCUGAUCAACAUGUUAAUUGGUCAGCUGAGUAAAGGAGACAGACAAAAGAUCAUGACAAUUUGUACCAUCGAUGUCCAUGCUCGUGAUGUAGUGUAUAAACUCAUCCACAACAGGGUAUACAGCUCCCUAGCUUUUGCCUGGCUGUGUCAGCUCCGUCACAGAUGGGAUGAUAAUGAAAGAGACUGCUUUGCCAAUAUUUGUGAUGCACAAUUUAGAUAUUCUCAUGAAUAUCUAGGCAACACAAGUCGCCUUGUCAUUACACCUCUCACUGACAGAUGUUAUAUCACUUUGACACAGUCCCUACAUUUGAUUAUGAGUGGUGCCCCAGCUGGUCCUGCAGGAACUGGGAAAACAGAGACCACAAAGGACCUUGGCAGAGCUCUUGGUAUUAUGGUAUAUGUCUUUAACUGUUCAGAGCAGAUGGACUACAAGUCUAUUGGAAACAUCUAUAAAGGAUUAGCCCAGUCUGGUGCAUGGGGAUGUUUUGAUGAGUUUAACCGCAUUGCUGUGGAAGUUUUGUCAGUAGUAGCAGUUCAAGUCAAAUGUAUACAGGAUGCCAUAAGAGAGAAGAAAAAAGUCUUUAGCUUCCAGGGUGAAGAAAUCCGUCUGAAUUGGAAUGUUGGCCUAUUUAUUACAAUGAAUCCAGGAUACGCUGGAAGAACAGAAUUGCCUGAAAAUCUCAAGGCACUGUUUCGGCCAUGUGCCAUGGUGGUACCUGAUAUUGAACAGAUUUGUGAAAUUAUGUUGGUAGCGGAAGGAUUUCUUGAAGCAAAAUUACUGGCAAGGAAAUUUAUAACAUUGUACAACCUAUGUGCAGAGCUUUUGUCCAAACAGGACCAUUAUGACUGGGGUCUUAGGGCUGUGAAAUCUGUUUUGGUAGUGGCUGGGUCCCUAAAAAGGAGUGAUCCUGACAGGCCAGAGGAACAGGUGUUAAUGAGAGCACUGAGAGACUUUAACAUUACCAAGAUAGUAACUGAUGAUAUACCUGUCUUUAUGGGUUUGAUUGGAGAUUUGUUUCCAGCACUGAAUGUUCCCAGAAAGAGAAAUAUGGACUUUGAAAAAGACAUUAGACAAGCAGUCCUUGAUCUAAAAUUACAACCAGAGGAAAAUUUUAUUUUGAAGAUUGUGCAGCUACAAGAACUGAUAGAUGUACGCCAUUCAGUUUUCAUCCUUGGACAAGCUGGUGUUGGUAAAAGUAUGGUAUGGCAAUCCCUCAACAAGACCUAUAAGAAUAGGGGACAGAAACCAGUGUCUAUAGACCUUGAUCCUAAGGCUGUCACUAAUGAUGAAUUGUUUGGUGUUAUCAACUCGGCAACCAGAGAAUGGAAAGAUGGUUUGUUUUCUGUCAUAAUGAGGGAUCAGGCUGAAAUGACAACGGAUAAUCCUAAGUGGAUAGUUCUGGAUGGAGAUGUGGAUCCUAUGUGGAUUGAAUCCUUGAAUACUGUGAUGGAUGAUAACAAAGUGUUGACACUAGCCAGUAAUGAGAGAAUUCCAUUAACAGAUAGCAUGAGAUUGUUGUUUGAAGUCAGUCAUUUGAAAACUGCUAAUCCAUCAACUGUAUCCAGAGCUGGUGUCCUAUUUAUUAACUUCGCAGACGUUGGAUGGAAUCCAUAUGUUCAAAGUUGGAUAGACACCAGAAAGAUACAGUCUGAGAAAGCCAACCUAAGCAUUCUGUUUGACAAAUAUGUCCCUACCUGUCUGGAAACACUCCGUCAUCGCUUCAGGAAGAUCACACCUGUAGCUGAUAUCAGCCAUGUCCAGAUGUUGUGCUACUUAUUGGAGUGUCUUCUCACUGAGGAAAACAUUCCACAAGAUAGUCCUAAGGAACUGUAUGAGCUGUAUUUUGCAUUUGCAUGUAUUUGGGCUUUUGGAGGAGUUAUGUUUCAAGAUCAGUUGGUAGAUUACAGAGUAGAAUUUUCUAAAUGGUGGAUAACAGAGUUUAAGACUGUCAAGUUCCCAGCAGGAGGAACAGUGUUUGACUAUUACAUAGAGACUGAAACUAAGAAGUGUGAACCAUGGACUAAACGAGUUACCAAAUUUGAACUGGAUCCAGAUAUUCCUCUCCAGGCUGCUCUUGUCCACACAGCAGAAACUACACGAAUCAAGUAUUUCUUGGACAUGCUGAUAGAGAAGAAACAUCCAGUGAUGUUAGUGGGAAAUGCUGGUACAGGGAAGACAGUUCUGAUGCAGGAGAAACUUCUUAGUCUGUCUGAUGAUUACAUGAUUGCUAAUGUACCAUUCAACUUUUAUACCACAUCUGCCAUGUUACAGAGAGUUUUGGAGAAACCCCUGGAGAAGAAGGCUGGAAGGAAUUUUGGUCCGCCUGGAACUAGACGGUUGAUCUACUUUGUAGAUGAUAUGAAUAUGCCUGAGGUUGACAAAUAUUACACAGUACAGCCUCAUACACUGAUCAGACAACACAUAGAUCAUGGUCAUUGGUAUGAUAGAGCUAAGCUAACUAUCAAGGAGAUUCACAACACACAGUAUGUGGCAUGUAUGAACCCUACAGCUGGAAGUUUCACCAUUGAUUCCAGGUUACAGCGACAUUUCUGUGUGUUUACGAUGAACUUCCCCAAUACUGAAGCUCUAACAACAAUCUAUACCAGUAUACUGUCACAACAUCUUCAGCAAAAUCACUUCACAAGUAAUGUGCAGAGAUUUGUCUCUCCCUUGAUAACAGCAGCUCUAGCUCUACAUGGCAGGGUUACCAGUACAUUCCUUCCAACUGCCAUCAAGUUCCAUUAUAUCUUCAACCUCAGAGACCUGUCCAAUAUCUUCCAGGGAGUGCUAUUUGCCCAGUCAGAAUGUGCAAAGACCCAAACAGAACUUAUCAGGCUUUGGUUACAUGAGGCAGAACGUGUUUACAGAGACAAGUUAGUAGAUACUAAAGAUAUGGAAGCUUAUGACAAACUGCUGUCUGACCUACUGAAAAGACAGUUUGAGGACAUAGAAGAAAAAGAAUUAGUGGUCAAACCACUCAUUUACUGUCAUUUUGCUCAUCAGAUUGGUGAUACAAAAUAUAAUGCCGUAGAUAGUUGGCAGGGCCUGAAUAAAAUUCUCAAAGAAGCUUUAGACAGUUAUAAUGACUUUAAUGCUGUUAUGAACCUGGUUUUAUUUGAAGAUGCAAUGGCGCAUGUGGCUAGGAUAAACAGAAUCCUUGAAGCUCCACGUGGAAAUGCAUUGUUGAUAGGAGUCGGAGGAAGUGGAAAGCAAAGCUUGUCACGAUUGGCUGCUUCCAUAAGUGGUUUGGAUGUGUUUCAAAUUCAGCUGAAAAAGGGCUAUGGAAUAACUGAUUUGAAAACAGACCUUGGACAGUUAUAUAUCAAAACAGGACUAAAGAAUGCCAAUAUGAUGUUUUUAAUGACUGAUGCUCAAGUGGCAGAUGAGAAGUUCCUUGUUCUUAUCAACGAUCUUUUAGCCUCCGGAGAAAUUCCAGACUUGUUUCAAGAUGAUGAAUUUGAUAAUGUAAUAGCAAGCAUACGUAAUGAAGUGAGAGCUACUGGGUUGGAAGAUUCAAGAGACAACUGUUGGAAAUAUUUUAUUGAUAAAGUCAGAAGAACACUCAAGGUGGUUUUAUGUUUCUCACCUGUUGGUUCCACAUUACGUGUCAGAAGUCGUAAAUUCCCAGCCAUUACUAACUGUACUAGUAUAGAUGUUUUCCAUGAAUGGCCACUAGAGGCACUGAAUUCUGUAUCAGCUAGAUUCUUGGAAGAUAUGGAAUUACUUUCUGAUGACAUGAGAGAAUCAGUGUCAAAGUUCAUGGGAUUUGUGCACCAGUCUGUGAAUGAGACUAGUCAGCAGUAUCUUCAAAACGAAAGACGUUACAAUUACACCACUCCCAAAAGUUUCCUGGAACAGAUCAAACUGUAUCAGAAUUUACUGACAAAGAAGAAUGAUGAGCUGCAGAAGAAAAUUAUUCGUCUUGAAAAUGGUAUUGAGAAGUUAAGAAGUACUGCUACACAGGUUGAUGAUCUUAAGGCCAAACUAGCUGCUCAGGAGGUUGAACUUGGACAGAAAACUGAUGAAACCAACAAAUUGUUAGCAGUAGUAGGCUCGGAUACAGAAAGGGUGUCAACAGAGAAAGCUAUAGCUGAUGAAGAGGAGAGGAAAGUUCAGAAAAUCAACGAAGAUGUCACAAAGAAACAACAGGAUUGUCAAAGAGAUCUGUCUAAAGCAGAACCUGCUUUGACUGCUGCUGAGAAUGCUUUGAAUACUCUUAAUAAGAACAAUUUAACAGAGCUGAAAUCCUUUUCUUCUCCUCCUCCUGCUGUUGUGAAUGUAGUAGCAGCUGUUAUGUGUCUGCUGGCUCCUGGUGGUAGAGUACCAAAAGACAAAAGCUGGAAAAUGGCAAAGGCAACCAUGAUGAAUAAAAUUGAUCUCUUCUUGGAAAAUUUGAUCAAUUAUGACAAAGACCAUGUCCAUGAGAACUGCCAAAGGGCAGUAGAGCCGUACUUGGUUGACCCUGAGUUUGACCCUGACUUAGUUAAAGGGAAAUCAUUUGCUGCAUCAGGACUAUGUUCAUGGGUUAUAAAUAUUAUGAGGUACUAUAAAGUAUACUGUGCUGUUGAACCAAAACGUAUGGCCCUAGAGGGUGCCAAUGCAGAGUUGUCUGCCGCAAAACACAAACUGAAGGCAAUCACAUCAAAAAUUAAUGACCUUGAAAGUGAACUAGGAACCCUGAUGGGAGAAUUCGAAGAGGCAACAGCCGAGAAGCUACGAUGUCAACAAGAAGCUGAUAAUACAACCAAAACAAUCGAACUAGCCAAUCGUUUGGUUAGUGGUUUGUCAUCGGAAAAUGUCAGAUGGGCGGAGUCUAUUGAAAACUUUAAACAGCAAGAGAAAACACUGGUCGGUGAUGUGUUGAUGACUUCUGCAUUCGUAUCUUACUUGGGAGCUUUCACCAAACAAUACCGGCAGGAUCUGAUAGAGAAAUACUGGACCCCAUUCUUGAAAGGACUGGCCCAUCCUAUUCCCGUUUUGGAAGGACUAGAUCCAUUAAGUUUGUUGACUGAUGAUGCCCAGAUUGCUUCAUGGAAUAAUGAAGGUCUGCCCAGUGACAGGAUGUCCACAGAAAAUGCCACGAUUUUGACCAACUGUGAAAGAUGGCCGCUAAUGAUUGAUCCUCAGCUGCAAGGUGUAAAGUGGAUUAAAACUAAAUAUGGAUCAGAUUUGAAGGUCAUACAUCUGGGACAGAAAGGGUAUUUAGAUGCAUUAGAAAGGGCCAUAUCAUCUGGUGACGUUGUCUUGCUGGAAAAUAUUGGAGAAUCAGUUGACCCAGUACUUGAUCCACUUCUUGGACGGAAUACAAUAAAGAAAGGUCGUGCUAUCAUGAUUGGAGAUAAAGAGGUGGAGUACAGCAUUGAUUUUCGUUUGAUUCUACAAACCAAGUUAGCCAAUCCGCACUACCAACCUGAGAUGCAGGCACAGACAACUCUUAUUAAUUUUACUGUGACUAGAGAUGGUUUAGAGGAUCAGUUGUUAGCUGAUGUCGUUAUCAAAGAGAGGCCAGACUUGGAGAAAUUAAAAUCAGAUCUAACCAGGCAACAGAACCAGUUUAAGAUCUCUCUGAAGGAACUUGAAGACAAUUUGCUUGCUAGAUUAUCAGCUGCUGAAGGUAAUUUCCUUGGAGAUUAUGAAUUAGUGGAAAACCUAGAGAAAACAAAGAGAACAGCAGCUGAAAUAGAAGUUCAGGCUGAGCAAUCAAAAAGAACAGAGAUAGAUAUCAACACAGCUAGAGAACUAUACCGACCAGCAGCUACAAGGGCAUCUCUCAUGUACUUCAUCCUUAAUGAUCUCAAUACCAUCAAUCCAAUGUAUCAGUUCUCACUAAAGGCCUUCAAAGUGGUGUUUGAGAAUGCUAUCGACAAGUCUGACAAGUCUGAUGACAUUAAGACAAGAGUGCUGAAUCUGAUUGACUGCAUUACCUUCUGUGUAUUUAUAUAUACAGCUAGAGGUCUGUUUGAAAGGGACAAGAUUACCUUUACAGCUCAAAUGACAUUCCAGAUAUUGUUGAUGUCCAAGGACAUUGAUCCCAUAGAGUUAGAUUUCCUGUUGAGGUUUCCAUCACUACCAAAUAUUAUCAGUCCUGUUGACUUCAUGAAUAAUCACAGCUGGGGAGGAAUCAAGGCUCUUGUGAAUAUGGAAGAAUUCAGAAAUUUAGACAGAGACAUAGAAGGUUCUGCUAAAAGAUGGAAGAAGUUUGUGGAAAGUGAAGCUCCAGAGAAGGAGAAAUUUCCACAGGAAUGGAAGAACAAGAAUUCAUUACAGAAACUGUGUAUGAUGAGAGCCCUUAGACCUGACCGGAUGACCUAUGCUGUCAAAGAUUUUGUCCAGGAGAAACUAGGAACUAAGUAUGUUGAAGGGAGGAGUGUAGAGUUUGCCAAAUCUUAUGAAGAAUCUGGACCAACCACACCUAUGUUCUUCAUCCUUUCUCCUGGAGUCAAUCCUAUCAAAGAUGUAGAGGUCCAUGGUAAAAAGAUUGGAUUCAGUGCUGACAAUAAAAACUUCCAUAAUAUAUCCUUAGGUCAAGGUCAGGAAGUUGUUGCUGAGAGUGCCUUAGAUCUUGCUGUAAAGGACGGUCAUUGGGUCAUAUUACAGAAUAUUCAUUUGGUUGAGAGAUGGCUACCAGUAUUGGAGAAGAAGUUAGAAAGUUACACAGAUGAAUGCCAUGCUAAUUACAGAGUGUAUAUCAGUGCUGAGCCUGCACCAACAGUACAAUCACACAUUAUACCACAGGGUAUACUGGAAAUAUCCAUUAAGAUCACUAACGAACCUCCCACAGGAAUGGUGGCCAACCUUCACCAGGCUCUUGAUAACUUUGAUCAGGAAACCUUAGAAAUGUGUGCAAAAGAGAAUGAGUUCAAGAGCAUCUUGUUCUCUCUAUGUUACUUCCAUGCUGUAGUUUCCGAAAGACGUAAAUUUGGACCUCAGGGCUGGAACAGGAUUUAUCCCUUCAACACCGGAGAUUUAACUAUAAGUGCUAUGGUUUUGUACAACUAUCUUGAAGCUAAUACAAAAGUUCCGUGGGAGGACCUGAGGUACCUGUUUGGUGAGAUCAUGUAUGGAGGUCAUAUCACAGAUGACUGGGACAGAAGAUUGGUGAAGACAUACUUGGAAGUUUAUAUGCAUCCAGAUAUGCUAGAUGGAGAGCUGUACUUAGCUCCAGGCUUCCCAUUACCACCGAACUCUGACUACAAAGGAUAUCAUAAUUAUGUUGAUGAAUGCCUCCCCACAGAAAGCCCCUAUUUGUACGGUCUCCAUCCUAAUGCAGAGAUAGAAUUUCUGACAACAACAUCAGAGAAUCUGUUCAGAACUGUAUUUGAGAUGCAGCCAAGAGAUGUAGGCACUGCAGGAGCUACUGGUACAAGCAGGGAAGAUAAGAUCAAAGGAACUUUGGAUGACAUAAUCGAGAAAUUACCGGAUGAAUUUAACAUGUUGGAUUUGAUGGGUAGAGUACCAGUUGAGGAAAGAACACCAUAUGUUGUUGUAGCCUUCCAGGAGUGUGAACGUAUGAACAUCCUGUCAGCGGAGAUUAGAAGAUCAUUGAAGGAACUUGAUUUAGGAUUGAAGGGUGAACUGACCAUAUCUGCUGACAUGGAAGAUCUUAGUAAUUCACUGUUUUUGGACCAAGUGCCAUUUAGUUGGCAUGGUAAGGCCUAUCCGUCAUUAUAUGGUCUUGCUGCAUGGUAUGCAGAUCUAUUACAGAGAAUUAAAGAGCUUGAGACCUGGUCGUCUGACUUUAUUCUUCCCGCUGCUGUUUGGCUUGGUGGGCUAUUUAAUCCACAGUCAUUCCUCACAGCUAUCAUGCAGCAGAUGGCAAGGAAGAACGAAUGGCCAUUGGACCGUAUGACUCUGCAGUGUGAUGUCACCAAAAAGAGCCGUGAAGAUAUGGCUGGACCACCAAGAGAAGGGGCAUAUGUCCAUGGACUUUUCAUGGAAGGUGCAAGAUGGGACAUACAAACAGGGAUGAUUAAUGAGGCCCGUCUGAAAGAGCUAGCUCCCCCAGUGCCAGUAAUUUUUAUCAGAGCAAUUCCAGUAGACAGGAUGGAAACCAGAAAUAUUUAUGAAUGCCCAGUCUACAAAACUAAGACCAGAGGUCCAACAUAUGUCUGGACAUUCAACCUGAAAUCCAAAGAAAAGUCUAGUAAAUGGAUUCUUGGUGGAGUUGCUUUACUACUUCAAGUUUAAAACUGACUGUUGACCAGUAUUCAAAUAUUAAGAUAUUCUUAAGAUGUGGUCUAAGAUAGCUUGUUUUGCAUAUUAUUAUAUUAGUUUGAAGUUUUUUUAACAGUAGUUUUUAUUGUAUUAUGAACUAGGUUUUUUCUUCUUUUCUUACUGUAAGAAUCUUGAAAAUGUUUUAGAUGCACAGAUGUUUAAUUUUGAACGUUUUAAACAGGGAUAAUUGUUUGAAUAAAAAAACUAUAAAGAUA